Messenger RNA from Pseudo-nitzschia multistriata, 2361 nucleotides. The record is from the annotation of a GenBank genome assembly. NCBI's taxonomy places the organism in Eukaryota, Bacillariophyta, Bacillariophyceae, Bacillariales, Bacillariaceae.
CACCGGUUCGGUGUCAUCUGUAAGGCACUCACUAGACAACAGCUGCGAGAUUCAAAAAGUGGAUGAAGAUCCUCGUGAAGUAUCCAAUUGCUUGUUGACGUUUUCCGUUUUCCUUCCCAUUCUAGGAGUACUUGGAGUAGGCGCAUUCAAAGAUAGUUUUUCUACGCUUUUUUUCCGAUAAACAUUUGAAACGAAAUAAAAAAUGCUUAGUUAUGAUGCGAACAAACGUGAGAAUUGAAAAUUGAAAUGAACUGAUUACAUGAAAAGCCUUUUGAAAAUGACAAUCUUCGAACAUAUGCUCGAGCAGACAACAGCGAUUGUUGUCGCCGUGUUACUGCUUUGCGGGAAUUCGGCCAUUGUGGGAACGAAGGCGUUUCAGACAGCAGCAAUCUUGCAGCCUCGCACCAUGUCAACUGUGACAGAUCCAAUGGGUUUUUGGGGCUUCGACGACUUCAAGGGCUAUKGAGUAGGAGGAGUCAUUCUUCGUAAUACUGCGAAUGUGAAUGGCGUGGAAGACAUUUUCCCGGGCCCGGAAGUCUUCUAUCCGUCUCCAGAUAUAGAACGGGGAGCAAAAAGGACGAAUUAUGAAACAGAAACUGAGAAAAAUACAGCAAAAAGGAGAAAGAAGGGCAGGAAACGGAAAGCCAUCAGGAGCAAGCUCCUGUAUCCAGCGGUACGUUUGCAAUGUUUUGUUUUCUCGUUAUAGAUGAUUCAUGGCUGGCAUACUCGUGUGGAGUAUGGAAUUAUGACUUAUUCACACUAUAUUUCUACCUUUGUCUUCGUUUCGUUCAAACAGAUUAGGCUUUUUAGGAAGCAAAGAAGAAAAGUGAAAGGAAUAUUCAUAAGUUAUCGUCGCAGCGAUAUCAAAGACGUUGAGAAAUUCUCUGCAGUCUCCGAGGUAUCCACCAUAACACCCAUAUCUACGAAGUCGACACAGGCGACUUCUUCAAUAGUACCCGAAUCUAUUAAGGUGAAACAAGAACCUUCUAUGAUCAAAGCGGAAAUCAACGAGGCGAAGCAGGAGUCUUCUUCAAUAACAACAGCAUUCACUGAGAUUAGGGAGGGGGUGUUGGACGAUAUUCCGAGGACAAACUCGAAUAUCGAAAAUACAGAAGAUUCGAAAGAUCUCACAUCACAACCGACAAUUAUCAAAGCCGCAUCCGAAAGUGUUACCGCUGUUGUCACGCAACCGAAGGGAGAUCGAUGGGCAGUCGCUUCGCCCGACGUGGAUCUGUCAGGAAAAUGGGAGCUUAUCGUUACCAACGAAUUCAAAGAGCACUACGAUAGAUACCUCGAAAGGUUGGGACAACCCAAAAUCGUACGGUCAGUCGCACUGAGUGGGCCGGUCAUCGGGCAGACGAUGGAAGAGCUCAUCCAAAUCGAUUGCGGGCGCUCACUCUUGAUUCGCGGCAAAAAUAUUCGUGGAACAUGGGACCGAACGCUGGUUGCGUCGGGAACCACAAAGUACGAAGACGAGUACACGCCCCUCAUAGAAACUAUCCGAACGGUCGACGGGGAGCAAGUAAAAUCUGAGGCCUGGUGGGAAAGCGAGGGGACCGUGCACAUCUCGUGGAUGCGGGGGGUCACCAUGUACGGCGGUGGCUCGUUUUUCAGCAGGCGAUACUUUGAGGAGAUGGAAGGCGAAACCGUAUACGUUUGUGACAGUUCUUUCGUAUUUAAUGAUCCAGACAAGGAAGAUAAUUCAUUGACAUGGAGAUUUCGGCGAAUGACCAACUAAUGAUCCUUUUUCUAAACUCUAUGAACUCACCAUACACAUUUCAAUAUCGUAUAGUAUUGCAUUGAAUGUUGAUGAGAUGACAACCAAAAAGCAGUUUUUGCGAGAGUCAUUAGCAGAAACGCUAAGACGAUGAUUAAAUGUGGUUCCAUUCUAUCAUUAUGUUUUAGAAGGAGUAGAUGAUAAUGCGCGGAACGAGCAAGGGAAAAUGCCACCAUCAUUCCUAAACAGGGCACGUUCUUGAAUCGAAUUAGGUGCAUGAAUAUUGUACCAAUUGUCGCUGCCUCUUAAUCCAUCCCAUCCCACUCUCCUUGGCCCUGUUUCAGUCGUUGCUGUCGAAAAAGUUUUACGUUGACUACUUUGCCUCUUUUUCUGUAAGACGUUUACUCGUUCCAAAUGCUCCAGCUCGCACCAACGCUGAUGUUGCGAUUCGUUUCCGAUAUCUCGAUUUCUGCACAUUCGUUCGUUCUUGGGCGGCCUCGUAGAUCGAAACCACCAUAUCCCCGCGCACCAGCAGUUGUUUCAUUUGUCGUCUUCGCACCUUCCAGUUCCCCGAUUGGUGUUGAUGUUGCUCCUGUAUUGCAGAACAUCCCUUUCCAACUCUAUAAUCAAUCGAGGAUCCCCCA